Messenger RNA from Amphiprion ocellaris (clown anemonefish), 2930 nucleotides. Its product is annotated as meiotic recombination protein REC8 homolog. Bases 1 to 2346 code for a protein of 781 amino acids. Gene Ontology annotation, molecular function: chromatin binding; protein binding. The transcript is spliced from 21 exons. NCBI's taxonomy places the organism in Eukaryota, Metazoa, Chordata, Actinopteri, Pomacentridae. The record is from RefSeq and is a predicted model, not a curated record. Gene Ontology annotation, biological process: mitotic sister chromatid cohesion; synaptonemal complex assembly; replication-born double-strand break repair via sister chromatid exchange. Gene Ontology annotation, cellular component: synaptonemal complex; cohesin complex.
AUGUUUUAUUACCCCGCGGUGUUGAGGCAUCACUCAGGAUGUUUCUCUACCAUCUGGCUGGUGGCCACAAAAGCCAUCAAACCUUCUCGCAGAGAAUAUCUGGCGGUCAACGUUGUGAGCACCUGCAACGACAUCAUGGACUACAUUCUGGAGAGGGUUCCUCCUCCUCAGCCCGGCCUGCCUCGGCCUCGUUUCUCCCUCUACCUGUCCUCCCAGCUGCAGUACGGAGUCGUCCUGGUCUUCCACCGGCAGUGUGACCUCCUGCUCAAGGAGGUUCAGACCGUCGUAACUCAGCUGGCCAAGCAGAAGACGCGUCAGAAGCUGGAUCUGGACGACCACGGCAGGAAGCGUCUGGUUCUUCCUGACGCCUUGUCGCUGCUGCAGGAGGCUGAAGGAGCUCCGGAUCCUCUGUUUGGAGACAUGGAGCUGCAGGAGACGCUGCCGAGUCUGGAGUCGCUCAUACAGGCAGCUGAAGAGUUUCUGAGGGAAUCUGAACGUCCAGAAGCCAGAAGUCUUGCUGCUGCUGCUCAGGACGGAAUCACAGCGUGUCCAGAGUCCAUCACUCUGAAGGAAUAUCCGCCGUUUUUCAGCCCGACUGCAGAGUUUGAAGGUGUGGACUUCGUCGGAGAUGAGCAGAGAACCAUCGACCUCCUCAUGGACCAGCAGGAUCACUUCCCAGAAGAAGCAGAUCUGGAAGCAGAGCUGAAGAGAGGAGGAGAUGAAGAGAAACCGGAGGAGCCGACGGGAUUCAUCUCAGAAUUCCAGCCGACCACUGCUAAAGACCAGCUGCUGCUGGAGGCCACAGACCAACCUGCUGAGGAACCUGUUGAGGAACCUGCUGAGGAACCUGCUGAGGAACCAGGUCCAUCCACUGAGGAACCUGGUCCAUCCACUGAGGAACCAGUCCUGCCCACUAAGGAGCCUGCAGAGGAACCAAUUCCAUCCACAGAGGAACCUGGACCUCCAUCAGACCAGCUGACUCCGGUCUCGGUGCCUGACAUCCCAUCUCCUCCGUCUGCUGCAGAAGCUGGUCGAGGACGACCCGACUCAGAGCUUCGCAGUUCUGCAUCGGCAGGAAGUUCUGUAUAUCUCAGCUUCUUGCGCUCAGAGGCCUCCUCUACUGACAACUCCCAGGACACUGUGAGCUCCAUGAUGUGUAACAGCCUUGAGGAGGCUGGUCUUAGGGUUAUGGUUAGGCCCACCAAGAUGUGUCUGAGUGGAGGUGGAGUCAGUGAGCAUGUCGGGUCUUCACCGUCCCAGUGGUUGAGGUUCUUGGGUGAUGGUCGUCCACUGCCCUUGCUUCGCCUGCGUCAUGGCUUUUGCUCACCUGUCUGCUUCCUCUUGCCGUCGUACUUCCUGCACCACCAGGUCGUGUCUUUGGGAUGGAGUGGCCUUGUUCCUGGCUGGGCUGCUGGUCCCAAGGCCAAGACAACCUCUUCCCUGCUGGCCUACAUGUCCCCAUAUCUGAGUGCUGCCUUUGCCUGCUCUGUUGCCCCUGAUGGGAUCCACCUCCCCCCAGUUGCCAGCUUUGGGGCAGGAGCUGGAGAUGGCUUCCUCAGCAGUGGGACAGUGCAGGCCUUGGUUGGGGAGGAGGUGAGGACCAGGAGGAGGAGGAAGCUGACCUUCUUCGAUGCAGAGACUCAGCUUCCUGAAGAGGAGCAGCAGCAGCAGAUCAGUAACCCCCUGGUCCACACCAGACCUCCAGUCCUGGUUCCUGGUCCAGACCAGAGGAUCAGAGGGGCAGCUGACCUGCUGGGAAGGCCCUGUAGCUUCCUGCCUCCACAGAUCCAGCUACUAUGGCAACAGGCUGCCGUUAUCACGCCGAUUUCAGGUUCGGACCUGCGGGUCAGAGAGCAAGGACCCGAGUCCACCACUGAGUCCGAGAAGGAGCGAGAGCCGGAGAUGAUGAAGGUCCCCAUAGAGGAGGAGCAACCAGAGGGGAUGGAUAUCUCAGCUCCGGGUUCUCUGCCGCUGGAGGCCUCCGACCAACGAGAAGCUUCCAGAGAGAUCUCACCCAUCCAGAUGUCUGAGAGAGAAGGGCCCAUCGUGUCCAGAUCUGUUUCUGCUCUUCAGGACAUCCCAGAGGACAUCCCAGAGGACAUCCCAGAGGUGGUGGACGAAGUGCCAGAAGCAGCGGAGUCUCCUGGCUUGUUUCCAGAGUUUCCUGAACACGGCGUGGAGCCCGUCUUCUUCAGCUCCCUUCUGCCACCAAAUGUCUGCCGCAAAACCGUCAGCGGCGCCUUCUACCGGCUGCUGGGGACUUUGUCUGCUGGGAGACUCCGAGCUGAGCAGGACGAGGCCUACGGAGACAUCCUGAUUCUACCUGGAUCCCAACAGAACACCUGAGUUUGUAACGAGGACAUUAGAGCCUCCAGUUCUGUCUUCAGUUCAGUCCUGUCAACCAGAAAAGGUCCAGAUGUUCCCAGGUUUGUUUGGGAUGAUUUCAACCACUUUAUGUGCAGUUUUUGGAUCAACUUUUUGAGAUUUUGACUGUUUUUCCUGUUAUUGUUUUCCUAAACUGAAAGAAACUCAGUAACCUCCUUUGGUGUUUGAAGCAGAAUAAAAGCAUUUUUACGUUGUUCUGGGACAGUUUUUGUCUCAUUUAGGGCCAGUUUCAAGACUUCCUGGACGGUUUUUAACUCAUUUUGGACUCAUUUUGAAUCAAUCUGGACCAGUUUGAGUAAUUUCGCCAGGUUUGUUGACCAGUUUGGGAUGAUUUAAAUCAUUUUAUGUGCAGUUUUUAUAUCAACUUUUUGAGAUUUUUACUGUAAUUUUUAUCCUAAACUAAGAGAAACUAAGCAUGUGUUGGUGUUUGAAGCAGAGCUGAAGCUCUGUCGGGUGUUUUUGAGUGUCUCCAGGUAUUUGCGGCGUGCACGGCCGGACAGGUGUGCACUAACAUGGCACUGCACUAACGUAGCGCUGCAGAGAGG